GCCACAUUGCCCGGCCAAAUUUCACAACUCCUCCCCCUUCUUGAUAAUUGCCAGUUCAAAUUUCUUUCAAGGGGAAACCUUUCCAACUUCCCGCCUGGUUUUCUUAUUCUGUCAUUCUUUUCUAGAUCCUAGACCCCCCCCCCCAAACACACCGACCCACAAACCCGAUAUGGCAAACCCUUCAUCAGGUGAUGCCGCUGGCUCGACAGGAGCUUCACCAACCGGGCCCUCGCCCAACUCGGUCAAACCGUCGCCGAAGUCAUCAUCAUCAAACGCGCCCCAUUCCGCCACUCCCACUUCGGCCCAGGCCCAAUUCCACAGGUUCAGGUUGUCGGAAUUCAGUCGUGUUGAGUCCAGCCCUACGAGCGCUUCGCCCGGCGGCCACUGCUCGCGCUUUCGCGUUACUGAUUUCGUCCCAUGGGCCUCACAGGCUGAUCCUCCCCCGCCGCCUCCACCACCCCCUCCAGGUGUUGCGGUGAACGGCGGGAGGUCCGCGUCGGACGGCUCGCCUUCAUCCGCUACCACUCCGCGGCCGGGAAGUUUCUCAGUCAUGCACAUGGACGUGGAUAAUUCGGGCCCACAACAAACAAGCAGUUCCGUGACAGCGGCGGCGGGAUCGACUAGAGGUGUUUUACAGAAAAUUACGGUACCCUCUGCCCAGGCGCAGGGAUUGAAGCAAGCUUUACCAAUUCACCCGCGGCCUCUCGCUCCCUCCCCGAUCACGACCAAUGGUAUGGUCCCCUACAACCCUGCUACGGUUCCACAGGAAGCGGUUUGGGAGCUCUCUCGUGUUCUGAAUAUUCUACGUAAUACGGCUCCGGAGAUGGUUGUCAAGAUCAUCUCGGACGCUUUGAUUAGUUGGCCGAGUGUCUUGGAGGGCAGUCUCCUCCGCCGCAUUGGUGAGAUUUUUCCACCCUUACCAGCCCCUAGUCCAGGAGUUCCCGGGCCAUCAAACAGCGCUGCUAGUCCUCAGGAACCUCCCAAGAAGAAGAAGCGUGGAAGACCGCCUGGGAAGAAAACCAAAUUGAAUGACGGCAGUUCCGCAACCGUGCCCAUUGCAGCUAAUCUAGCCUCUAUGCCACCCCCGCCGUUGCCGUACAUUGCGCCCGGUCCACAGGCUCAGCUAGCCCCUGUGGCGCCACCGCAACCACCACCAACCUCUGCUAAGCGCAAUCAGGCGGAUGCGGGGAAGCUGCUCCAAUGCACGCGUUGUUUGAAGUAUUUCAAUCCUACCUGGAGGGCUACGCCCGCCUCUGAUCCUUCCUCGGAAGCUACAUGCGCGGUUAAACACCCGUUCAAAGACUUUCCAUCGGGUCUCGAGGUGGUUGCUCCUGCUAGGCGCAAGAAUAAUUAUAAGACUACCUGGAAAUGGAAGUGUUGUGGGAGAGAAGUGCAGAGCACGUCUAAUGAGCUGUUGAUGUGGCCGAGGAAGGAGGAUGACAGGACGGGCGGGUGGUGCUUUGUCGGGAAGCAUACUACUGAAGCUGGAGUGAGGGAGAAGUUGGGAUUGAAGCCGGGCAAGGGGAAGAAGAUACAUGGUGAUGGAGAUAAGAAGCACAAGGGUGGACAGGGGGAUUCAGGGGAUCAUUCACAGGCGAAUGGAGAACAGGAGGAUCCGAAGGAAGAAGGGUGGACUAUGCUUCCUGGGGGUGGUAGAAGUAUAGCUGGACCGGCCGGGGGAAUGCAGCAGUAUAGCGGGCAUCCGCAGCAGCAGCAAGUUCAGCAGCCGCCACCGCCGUCUCCGCAAGGGCAGCAACCCACGUAUCCACAACAACAGCAGCAGCAUUGCCACCAACAGCAGCAACAGCAACAGCAACAAGUGGAAGAUUCGCCGGACAGUCCGCCAAAGCGUAAGCGCGGAAGGCCAAAAGGAAGUAAGACUCGCAGCAAGGCUAUGCCGAUUUCAACAUCAGCGGCUUCAUCUUCGACUGCAACUGUCACAGCCAAAGAUCCCACCGCCUCCACCCCCACUCAACAACACCCGCACCGUUCUCACAAUCAACAGCGUGCCCACCCCCAGGACCAAUCCUCCUUCUGGACACAAUACACCGAACCAACUUCUACCUCAAACACCUCUCCCCGCCACCAACCCCCAACAACCCUUCCGGCCGCCAGCCCUUCGACUACAACCACUUCCCCCGCAACUCCGCAAGCUCCACAUCAUCCUCAUCAUGCUCGCCACCCCCACCCCUCCCAUCAUCCUCUGGAAGACCCAGCAAUCUCGACCGCAGAUCUUACCCUCCUCGCAAGUGCCACCGCCGCAAUGACCGGCACCAGCAACAAUCCUUCUUCCUCCAACCAGCCAUCCACCUCGGAUGCAAACACCACAACCACCGACAUUCCGGAAAAGCGCAAACGCGGCCGUCCAAAGGGGAGUAAAAACGGUGGUAAAACCCUCGACGCAGGAGGAACUGCUACUACCGGCGGGAAUAGGGGACUACGCAUGAAGGGACAACAGCAGCAGCAGCAACCGCAGCAGCCGCAGCAACAACAGCAACAACCGCAACAACCGCAACAGCAGAAAAAGGUUGAAAGAGCUGUUAUCCCAACAGUUCCUGAAGAAAUCGAAGUUGUCGAUGAAGAUGACGACGAAGAAGAAAUGGAGGAUGAGGAAGAAGAGGAAGAGGAAGAGGACGAGGACGAGGAAGACGAGGAUGAAGAAGAGGAGGAGGAAGAUGCGGUCGGCGAAGACGACGUCGACGUCGACGCCAACAACACCACUAGUAAUGCCGCCACUAGCACCGCCGUCCCAACUACCGGAUCGAAUACAGCCGAAGUCGGCGAGGAAGUGGAGUUCGGCGUUAGUGUCGGCGUGGGUGUUGGCGUGGGAAUGGGGAUGAGUGGCAUGGAUGGUUAUGCGGGCCUUGGCGGGGGUGAUGGUGGGGGGUGGUUUGGAUAGUUCAGUUAGUUUCGUGGUCUUAGGGAGGAAGGGAGCGACGGAGGAGGGGUGACAAAAAAUAGCUGUUUUUCUUUCCUUUUCUCCCCUUUUAUUGGGUUUCGCUAUUGUGCUGCUUGGUAUUACUUGGUCUCGUGGCUAUUACAUUUUGCCUUCCCCUUUUUUUCAUUUUCGCUCUACUCUACUCUACUUUACUUUACUCAUUUUACUACUUAACCUUUUUUCUCUUCUUUCCUUUUCAUUUCUUUCUUUCUCUCCCUUGCUUGAGUACUUUUCCCGUGUGCGAGUUUCGUCUCCAUCUGUCCGUCUGUCCGUCCGACAUUCUAGUCAUCGCUUGUACUGUGCUCUUUUGUACCGUGUCCUAACUAGUUGGUCAGUCAAUCCGUCAAUCAAAGCCAGGCAGAAUUGGCUAGGAAGAAGACGAAAUGAAUCAAACAUGGGGAUAUUAUAC
Molecule: messenger RNA, 3347 nt
Organism: Tuber melanosporum (Perigord truffle)
Lineage: Eukaryota; Fungi; Ascomycota; Pezizomycetes; Pezizales; Tuberaceae
Exons: 2
Coding region: 170-2899 (909 amino acids)
Biological process (GO): replication-born double-strand break repair via sister chromatid exchange; regulation of gene expression; establishment of protein localization to chromatin
Cellular component (GO): Scc2-Scc4 cohesin loading complex
Molecular function (GO): DNA binding; chromatin binding
Source: RefSeq, a predicted model, not a curated record